Molecule: messenger RNA, 2383 nt
Organism: Cinclus cinclus
Lineage: Eukaryota; Metazoa; Chordata; Aves; Passeriformes; Cinclidae
Product: sodium- and chloride-dependent betaine transporter-like
Exons: 15
Coding region: 1-1875 (624 amino acids)
Biological process (GO): sodium ion transmembrane transport
Cellular component (GO): membrane
Source: RefSeq, a predicted model, not a curated record
AUGCGUCCCCAGGACUUUGGCCAAACAGCUCCAGCCAUGGGUAGAGUCAUGACACGAGCCAUAUCCAAAGAAGGAGAACCCAAUGGGACCACCACAUCUCCUGAAGAGAUAGAAAUGGAGGAAAUGGAAGAGAGAGGCCAGUGGCGGAACAAAAUGGAGUUUAUGCUGUCUGUGGCUGGGGAGAUCAUUGGCCUGGGUAAUGUGUGGAGGUUCCCAUACCUCUGCUACAAGAAUGGUGGUGGAGCCUUCCUCAUCCCUUACCUCAUCUUCCUUUUCACCUGUGGGAUCCCCCUGUUCUUCCUGGAGACGGCGCUGGGGCAGUACACAAGCCAGGGAGGGGUGACUGCCUGGAGAAAGAUCUGUCCCAUCUUUGAAGGAAUUGGAUAUGCCUCUCAAGUCAUUGUGGGAUAUCUGAAUAUCUACUACAUCAUCAUCCUGUCCUGGGCACUCUUCUACCUGUUCAGCUCCUUCACUUCAGUGCUACCAUGGGCCAGCUGCAAUAACCCCUGGAACUCAGAUCUCUGUGUGGACAUUCUGAAUAGAUCCAGCCUGGACAACAGGACCUUGCCUUCGAACACCACCUCCUCAAUGAUUGAAUUUUGGGAGAAGCGAGUCCUGGGGCUCACGGAUGGUAUUCACAAACUGGGCACUGUGCGCUGGGAGCUGGCUCUGUGUCUCCUGCUGGCGUGGAUCAUCUGCUACUUCUGCAUCUGGAAAGGGGUCAAGUCCACAGGCAAAGUCGUUUACUUCACUGCCACCUUCCCAUAUGUGAUGCUCCUCAUCCUGCUGGUUCGAGGGGUGAUGCUGCCAGGGGCUGCUGAGGGGAUCAUCUUCUACCUGAAGCCAGACAUCUCCAGGCUGGCAGAUCCACAGGUCUGGAUGGAUGCAGGCACUCAAAUCCUCUUCUCCUAUGCCAUCUGUGAGGGGUGCCUGACAGCUCUGGGCAGCUACAACAAAUACACCAACAACUGUUACAGGGACUGCAUCAUGCUCUGCUCCCUGAACAGUGCCACCAGCUUUGUUGCUGGCUUUGCCAUUUUCUCUGUGCUGGGCUUCAUGGCUCGAGAACAGGGCGUACCUAUUUCAGAAGUGGCCGAAUCAGGUCCUGGCCUGGCUUUCAUAGCAUAUCCAACAGCAGUAACAAUGAUGCCUGUGUCUCAGCUCUGGUCUUGCCUCUUCUUCCUCAUGCUGAUCUUCCUGGGACUGGACAGCCAGUUUGUCUGUGUGGAAAGCAUGGUGACAGCUAUUAUUGACAUGUUCCCAGGAGUGUUUCGGAAGAAGGGGCGUCGGGAGCUGCUGAUCCUGGCCAUUGCAGUCACAUGCUACCUGCUGGGCUUAUUGCUGGUCACUGAGGGUGGCAUGUACAUCUUCCAGCUCUUUGACUACUAUGCUGCCAGUGGCACAUGCCUGCUCUUCCUGGCUAUUUUUGAAGUCAUCUGUAUAGGAUGGGUAUAUGGUGCCAACCGCUUCUAUGACAACAUUGAGGACAUGAUUGGUUUCCGGCCGUGGCCCUUGAUCAAGAUCUGCUGGCUGGUGUUCACCCCGGGUCUGUGCUUGGGUGUCUUCCUGUUUUCCCUGAUCAAGUACACACCCUUGAAAUACAACAAUUCCUAUGAGUACCCACCCUGGGGCUACUUGCUGGGCUGGCUGAUGGCACUCUCCUCCAUGGUCUGUAUUCCUCUCUAUGCCAUCUUCAUCCUCCUGAAAACCAAAGGACCCCUGAAACAGCGACUGAUGCAGCUGAUUUCCCCGGCGGAGGAUCUGCCGCAGCCGAAGAAGCAGCGCAGGGCGGGGCCGUCCGAUCUGAGGCGGGAGGGAUGGUCUCCUCCAGUCCAGGAGGUGCUCAGCAUCACAGAGAGAGAAACCCACUUCUAAGGCACCUGGGAUGUUUCCUUCAUAACCCAGGCUGAUUUGCUCUCUCCUUCCCAAAGUGGUUUCUUUUCCCUUCUCUCCUUCACGACUGUGACGGAAGCAUCUGGGACAAUUCGUCUGCUUCCAGCCAGCUGGUUGCACCCUCUGGAAACAGCAUUUCUUUUACACCCUGGGGACAAGUCUUUCUGCCAGCAGCUGUGCAGGCUGCAGUACACUUUUGUCAGGAGUGCCCUUCAGUGGUGAUACUGGUUGGGAAGAGCUAAACAACAUUGUAGCAAAAAAAAAAAAAAAAAAAAAAAAAAAAAAAAAAAAAAAGACGUGCAUUCAUGUUGGGAGGAGGAAAAGCAACCACAGUGGUGAGGAUGGUGAGAGAGAGAGAGCAGAGAUUAAAGGUGUGAAGAAACCAAGUUAAGAAUGCAAAAGCAUGAAAUGAUGGGGCAUUAUCACAGGAAAUAAGUAAAUUGGUUCAGAAGUACAUAAGAAGAUGGAGGAUGACAAAGGAAAGUGCAUU